ACAGGCAGGGGCGAUAAAUCUGCACCCAUAAUAACACCCGCAGCCAAGCCAGCCAUCUCCGGCCACCACCAGUCCACCACCCACCGAAGCCAGCCACGGUGCAAGGCUCCCAGAGACAAUGGCGACGGCGUGGGUGCGCUCGCUCAGCUGCAGGUCCUCCUACGCCGUCACUGACGCCGCCGUCGCGACGUCUCCGGCCAAGAAGCCGCCGCCGCCGCUGCUCCCGGUCUCGUGCGCUGCUGCUGCGGCCGCGGACGUGAUGGACGCCGUGGCCUUCGCGCAGCACGCAAGGAAGAAGAAGAUGGGGAGGGAGAGGGAGAGGCGGAGGGAGGCGCGGGAGCGGCAGGAGCCGCGGCCGCGGCCCAAGAAGAAGCCGAAGCCGAUGGCCGCGGCGCUGUUCAUGCCGUCGCCUGCGCCGGCGCCCGUGAGCUCGGCGUUCCUGACAAUGGCGGAGCUGCCGGAGGGGCACUCGUCGCGCCGGGUGGUCGAGCUCAUCUUCUCGUCCGGGUGGGGCGGCGCCGCGGCGGGGGCCCCGGAGCCAACCGUGGAGGCGCUGUUCCGCGUCCACAGCGCGGCGCGCGCGGUGGCGCGGUUCGAGGAGGCGAGGGCCGCCGCACGCGCGCACGGCGCCGCGGCGCGGUGCGGCGCCGACGGCAACGAGAUGAUGCGCUUCCAGUGCCGCGCGUCCGCCGACGCCAGCGGGGUGUUCGGCGCGGGCGUCGCCACCUGCCGCCUCGGCCCGUCCGUCACCGCCGUGCGCACGUUCGCCUGCAGCGGCGCCGCCCACGCCAGCUCCGGCGGCGGUGGCACCACCGGCCGCAGGGCGAUGUUGGUGUGCCGCGUCAUCGCCGGGCGCGUCCGCCACGCCAACGACCACCCCUCGUCGCGCCGCGCCCACACCUCCGCCGUCGACUACGACUCCGUGGACAUGGGCAACGGCGAGCUCGUGGUGCUCGACACCCGCGCCGUGCUCCCCUGCUUCCUCAUCAUCUACAAGGUCUAGGCCCUGGACUACAGCAUUAACCAACCCUAGUGAUCCGUUAACCCCUCGUUAAUUACCGUGCUAAUCGCUAGUCUUCUCCUCAUCUUUUUGGCCUCCUCUUUACUCUGCUUUCUGGAGUGUCAGGUGUGGUUGCUACACAAAAUGGAACCUGUGUGUAAAAAGCAGUACAAAAACCGCUACUUUUUUGGCUUUGAAUCUUGAAAUGGUAUAGAAUUUUUUUGCUUUUGGCUCUCUAUGCAAACAACUCCCCUCCUGCAUCACUGAUUCACUGCAUGGAGGCAAGGUACCUUCUUGGCCUUCUUCGCUCCUGCUCUCUGCAGGAACACUCGCACAUCUCGGCCCUCCGUGUCUCCGUGCACGGUUCAGAUCACUCUGGCGGCUUCCCGUGGCAGCGGGAUUCACGGUUUCUUUAUCGUUUAUCCCUUUCCAGCACAGAGAUCUGUCGCCGCAGGUUUAAAGCGUUUUUGGCGUAGCGCCCGUGUCUUCUUCCUCCUCUCGCCGUCGCCAAUCGUCUGUUUCCUUCUCCCAUGGCUGCCUGAUUAUUAGCAGCGUGGAGAGGUUUCCGUGACAAGCGAUUUGACAGGUUGGGAAUAAAAGGAAGUUGGCAACAUCUUCAGGAGUCAGAGACAGGCGUUGCCGGGCUCGUGUCCUGGUGGUCUGGUUUGCAGCAAAAGUGUGCGUGUUGGAUGCUAGCUUCUUGGACCCUUGCCAUUGUGCUCCAGCUCCACUGUCUUGCUAGCUAACUGCCAUGCUUUGUUUGCUCUCUGUGUCUCUUGUUCUGCAUUGUCCUUGCUAGGACUACGAGGUUGCUUUUCCUUUUUCUUCGAGAGAGAAAUUGCAGGGCCUCGUUGUAGUUAAUGUUGAGCAUGUGCUCACUUUUGCUGCAAACUAACAUUACUAUUGCUUGUUUUUCAAUGGCCUUUUCGUUGAAUCUGGUGAGACGUUUGUUUAGUUUGGUGGCAACUGCAAGGUGGCCGGGAUGUUAAUGUCAAGUGAAUGCGAGGUAGAACUAGGUGACAUUUUCAGUUUGGAGCUUGGACUUCAGAAGCAGCAUGGAAAACUCUUGCUUGCUUGGGUCCAAAGGCUCUUGAUGAGACGACAACGCAUGGAGCAGUCCGUCUAUUUCCUGUUUGGUUUCAGUGUUUGAUGACCAGAUAAUCUUUUUGAGAGCUGUGACCUCGAUAAUCAAAGUGUUGAUGUGAAAAGAUAUUAUGCUAAGCACUGA
Phragmites australis (common reed) is the source of this 2228-nucleotide messenger RNA. RefSeq lists its product as uncharacterized. The record is from RefSeq and is a predicted model, not a curated record. The coding region runs from base 119 to 1003 and encodes 294 amino acids. The transcript has a single exon. NCBI's taxonomy places the organism in Eukaryota, Viridiplantae, Streptophyta, Magnoliopsida, Poales, Poaceae.